Messenger RNA from Bufo gargarizans (Asiatic toad), 4824 nucleotides. It is a transcript of the gene LNX1, whose product is annotated as ligand of numb-protein X 1. Gene Ontology annotation, molecular function: protein binding; metal ion binding; ubiquitin-protein transferase activity. The record is from RefSeq and is a predicted model, not a curated record. The transcript is spliced from 11 exons. NCBI's taxonomy places the organism in Eukaryota, Metazoa, Chordata, Amphibia, Anura, Bufonidae. Bases 179 to 2398 code for a protein of 739 amino acids. Gene Ontology annotation, biological process: ubiquitin-dependent protein catabolic process. Gene Ontology annotation, cellular component: cytoplasm.
CAUUUACAGGAAGAGAUUUCACCUUGUGACAGGAGAGAACAACUUUAUUCUGUGGGAUUUACACCGAGGACAAUGGCCGCAGUAAUUCCAAUGGACAACCACCCAGGCUUCUUCUCAUGAAGGUAGCUCGGCCCACUCUAUAGUCACCUUGGAACUUACAGACAACUGGAUCUUUAUCAUGGAUUACAACAAUGAGAUCGAAAUGUUGGACAAUGACAAUGCUCAUUCUUUAUGUGCUGUGUGUGGACAGGAACAUUCGCUUGAAGAAAACCAUUUUUACUUAUACACAGAAGAAGUUGAUGAUGACUUAACUUGUCACAUUUGUCUACAUGCUCUGGUUGAACCAUUGGACACUCCAUGUGGUCAUACAUAUUGUACUCUCUGCCUCACUAACUUUCUCCUCCAUGAAAACUUCUGCCCUAUGGAUCGAAAAUAUAUCAUGCUACAGUCAUGCAAAAAGUCCACUGUGCUGGUAAAGAACUUGCUGGAUAAACUUUUGGUUACCUGUCCCUUCAAAGAGUAUUGUCAAGAUGUUCUUCAACGAUGUGACCUCGAAGACCACCUCCUGAACAGGUGUAAAGGUGCAUCACACUAUGGCCUUACUAAAGAGCGCAAAAGACGUUCACAGGAUGACUCCCCAGACUGCAGCUCGUCUCUAGACUUAACCGUAGCAGCAGUGUCAUCUGAAUUAUCAGCUGCCUCAGCGGCAGCCUUAGUGUCUGAUGAGACGGGCCAGGAUAACCCUGUAUACAGCUUACCCACAGGAGACAGCCAUUUGGGAAGUGGAUUUGAAGAACAUUGCAGAAUUAAUCGCAACAGGAGUCGUAACUUUGAGCGUUCCACUGUCAGGAGCCUGUCAUUUAAGAAGCUGAACCGAGCUCUCAGCGUACUGCGCAGAACAAAGAGUGGAAGCGCUGUUAUACAUUCUGCAGACAGGGAGCGAGGGAUCCUGCAAAAUGCAAAUGUCACCGAGGAUUGUAUAGGAUUGCCAAGUCUGUCCCACCUUAUUCCAGAUGGAGAAAUUACUUGUAUUAAAAUCAAUCGCUCAGAUCCAAGUGAAUGCCUUGGCAUCAGGAUUGUGGGUGGGAAUGAAACUCCUCUUACCCAGAUCAUCAUACAACACAUCUACCAAGAUGGAGUCAUUGCUCGAGAUGGAAGACUUCUUCCAGGAGACAUAAUCUUGAAGGUGAAUGGCAUCGACAUCAGCAAUGUGCCUCACUGCUAUGCACUAUCAAUCCUCAAACAGCCCUGCCAGGUGCUGAAGCUUACAGUUCUCAGGGAACAGAGGUACAAAUGUAGAAGCAAUGGCAUCAUCACAGACUCACACUCACCUCGUGAAGACAGCAUACAUGUUGUGUUAAGUAAAAGUAGCCAAGACGUGCAGCUUGGAAUAAAGCUAGUCCGCAAACGAGAUGAGCCUGGAAUAUAUAUAUUUAAUUUACUGGAAGGAGGAGUAGCAGCUCGAGAUGGUUAUUUGCAGGAAAAUGAUCGAGUUUUGGCAAUUAAUGGCCAUGAUGUCCGAAAUGGGACCCCAGAAAUUGCAGCUCAACUCAUACAGGCCAGCGAGGAAGGGGUUUAUUUUGUUGUUUCACGACAGACCAGACAUCAGACCCCUGAUAUCUUACAGGAGGCAGGAUGGCAUAACAACAGCAGCCCUCCAUCAUGCCCCAGUGAGAGAAACCAAUUUAACAAGAAUGCUAAUCGAACAGUACUAUGUGUGGAGAAGGUUGUGAACAUUGUUAAGGACCAUUCAGAGUCACUGGGCAUGACAGUGGCAGGUGGAGUAUCGAACUGGGAGUGGGACCUGCCUAUUUUUGUUACAAGCAUAGACCUUGAUGGUGUCAUUGGGAGAGAUGGGAGAAUAAAAACAGGUGACAUUUUACUGAAUGUCAAUGGUGUAGACCUAACAGGAGUCAGCCGUAGUGAAGCUGUGUCGCUACUAAAAAACUCUUCCUCCUCGUGCGUUGUUCUGAGAGCCCUGGAAACAAAAGAGUAUGAGCCAGAGGAAGACAUCGGCAACUCUCUGCUCAUGGAACCGGUUCAAAAUGGCUUUGAGAACAGAGAAUGGUCACCAGUCUGGGUCAUGUGGCUGAAGCUGCCUCAGUAUUUAUACAGCUGCAGAGAAAUUGUGCUGAGGAGGAAUACAGCAGGGAGCCUGGGCUUCAGCUUUGUAGGAGGUUCAGAGGAUUGCAACCGGAACAAGCCAUUCUAUAUUAAAUCCAUACUAGAAGGCACCCCUGCUUACAACGACGGGAGAAUAAGGUGCGGUGAUAUGCUCUUGGCUGUAAAUGGGAGAUGCACAUCUGGGAUACCCUACAACCUCCUCGUAAGAAUGCUAAAAGAACUGAAAGGAAGAGUGGUACUUACCGUUGUGUCAUGGCCUGGGUCCUUCUUGUAGACAGUGCGUCACUGUCACUUGUCUUACAUUCCACAUGACGUUCUGGUUCUCACGUGUUUUUAAUACCGGUAUUAGAAUUUUUUUUAAACACUUGUUUGUCAUUUUUGGGUGUAAAUGACCACAGAUGUGUUUCUCAUGCAUGCAAAUAACAUAAAACUCCAGAGAUCAAGCACUUUUACACCAUCCUCAAGAGGAAUAUAACUGUGUAGAUGUUUAUACGUUGUCUCUUAUGUGACAGAUGUUAUCUGUGUGUUACUCCCAGUAUCUGUGUGUUACAUUAACAUACUGUAUACAUCAUUCACCACACAUUGAGGAAUCGGAACCAUCCGUUGUGGAGCCAUCUUGAAGUUCCACUUGCUACACUGUAAUUCGUCAUUGACCUCUCUUAUCGGGAAGGUAACACAAAGUUGCUUUAGUCAGUUUCCUUCAGAACCCAAAGUCAUAUUUACCUAAUUGAUGAGUCCACAAUGUGGAAUCCAAGAUUGAUGACCAUGUUCAGAGGUCUCUGAAUUAUACUCUUUUCUGCCUAUUUGCCAAAUGACCAGAUCUAAGCAACUGGGGCCAAAGUGUUUAUUGUCAUACUUACACCUGCAUCAAGCAUCAUAUGUCAUUUCGAAAGCAAAUGUGUGAUCUGAAGGAAAAUGAUGACGUUCCCAGCAUGAUAUGUGCUUUGUAAUGAGUAUAUUGUCCUCUCUUAUCUCUGGGUGAUAUAUCUCAGUGACCAGUGUUUGGACGUUAUAUACGAUGAAGCAGUACACUAUACAGUUAAAAAGGUUGGCCAAUUUGCAAUGCAACUGGUAAAAAUGCCAUAAACAGCCACGUAUGCAGCAGUCAUAAAAUGUUGUCCCCCAGCUGUCCUAAUGGAGGCCCUGGGCUGCCCUGGUAACACUAAACUAUACAUAACUGUCAUUUUCUGUGAUGGGCUAUAAGAUGGCAGCAACCAUUUCUUCUGGCUACUCCUGGGUAGCUUCUAUCCUGCAGAGGCACUGAAUAGUAAAUUGACGGGUCCAGCUCAUGCACCGCUAUCUCUAUAUGAGCGGGGAUUACAAUCGAUUAUAUGUUAUGCUCAGGCUCGGACUGGCUCACAGGGGAACAGGCGAGUCCCCCGAUGGGCCAUUAGUCCCCCAUCCCCUGCACAAGUGGCACAUGGCACAGUACACCGACUGUACUACAUACAGAUAGCAGCCUAUGCUUGUAUAAAAACUGAGUAUGUUAUUUAACAAACGACCCAGUUUAUUAUUAUACACACAUUGGGUGGCGGGAAAGACUUCUAGAUACAGAGGCAGGCCAGCCAGUAUUCCCAAAGUCACUACAGGGACCCCCAUGAUCCAUCAUCUUGUAGUGUCUUGCUACUGCUGCCACUGUGUAAGCAGGUAAUGCUUACAUGUAGUUUUACAGUGGGCCCCCAAAACGCACCUGUCUAACGCUGGUUUUGCCGAAUCUUUUCCCAUAACACUAUAUAUCAAUCUGCUCAGCUCCUCCAGAUCUUUAACAUGCUGCCCGUAGAUUGAGUUACAUUUUCAUAAUGGUGGGUACCUUUUGAUAAAUUUGUGGCUACAUGUUUUAUCACUGUUACCAAGAUCCAAGCGUGAGGGGACUUAUACCUUGGAACCGAACCAGAGUUCGGGAAAUGUUUUUUUACAGUACAAAUUAAUUUAUGAAGUGAUUGCGCAAAGUCUCAUGAGACUUCACGAAGCAAUAACUUUGUCUCAUCGGAGCCAAUACAUUCUAAUACUGUACGGAGCUCCUGCUCCGUACAGUAUUAGAACGAAGUUUUCGCUCAUCCCUAAUCCCUACCAUAAUAGAGUACUAAAUAAUCAGUGUCAACUGGCACAUUCAUUUAUGCAAUAAAUAAUGAAUGGCACUAAAGUGUUAAAUAACUAGCCAUCCACAUUUGGGUAAAAGCCCAUGAAGAUCAAGACACUCAUUCACUUAUUAUCUCUCAUAUUUUACAAUAAGAAUAGAUAGUAGGUAGAAGUCAACUCUUGCCUCACAAUUCCAUGCACAGUGGUGUUGGAUAUGGCGAUACGUUCUAAAUUGAACACAGAAUAUUUCGCAAUCUGCUAUACUUCUAUAUCUACAUCAUGUAUGGUCUAUAAGUCCCCUCACGCUGAUUAAGGCGCUCUCCCCAAGGAGAGAUAGUACCCCCAAAUCCUGAAUUAGGCCUCUCACCCAGUUAAGCCAGUACUCUCUGCUCUGUAUUGAUGAGGGGCAAUUACCCUGAGGCCCCUGGCUGCAGAUGAAGUGCUGGCUUACUUAUUAGCCAAUAUUAAUAUGUCUCAAAACCUAUUUAAAGGGUACAACACUGGCUUACAGGAUAGCUGCCUAAGGGCUCUUUCACACCUGCGUUAUAGUCUUCCGGCAUAGAGUUCCGUCGUCGGGGCUCUAUGCCGGAAGAAUACUGAUCAGGAUUAUCCUAAUGCAUU